UUUUGUAGUGUGCUAGCAGCUAGCGUGCUUUAUAUUUAUCCGCUACCAGUCUCGACAUGACCCGUUUUAUAAAUGCAGUAAUUUUACUUAUGGUUACAUUUUCAUGUAAUUUAAGUUUUUCUCAAGGUUAUAAAUGGGUAACAGUGAAGCCAGGAAGUCAAUUACCACCCAAAACUGUCCGUCUCGAUAACACUCAAUCAUAUGUUGGUCGAGCUUAUCAAUACAAUACCCUGCAGCCUGUAGAAGUUGUCAACAGUUCAUAUGCCAAAAUAUUCAAUACGUAUUCCAAAAAGUAUGACCGUAUUGAACAGUUUGAAGUUUUAACUGCUACAGAACAAUGUAACUGGGCUUAUUUUCCAAACGGAUUUUCCGAUUUUCAUGAAAAUUUAGUCCUUGUUGGAUAUGCAUGGAAUCGUGAGCCAAUUUAUAUGGGAAGCAGGGGCGCUGUUGCAUCUAUUCUCAUGACAUCACGUACCAUUAAGUCUGCGGGCAUCAGUGGAUAUUUAACUGUACUUGUUUGUAAUAACAAUGACACUUGGGUUGAUGCAACACCAUCACAGUCAAUUCCUAAAAAUGCAAUAUCUUUUGGAGGAAAUGGUGGUACCGUUGCUCGAUUCUUAGGUCCAUCAACUUACUUUCCAGCGUCUAUUGAAAAAGGUUCGAAGUAUUGCUCAACUUAUUAUAACCAAACGAAAAUUAAUUCGUUAUCGUGUCAAGUUUUAAUUGGAUCCUCAAAGGAAUACAGAUGGGAAAAACCAAAAGGUUUUGGAUAUUUUCCUGACAAUGCUGUGGUUGUUGGAAAGAAUGAAAAUAAUGAGAUAAUGUAUGUUGGAAGAGAUAAUGGAUUGCUAAUUCUAACCUUUUCAUUCUUUAUGAGAUAUCCAAAUUUUAGUUAUGAGAUUUUGGUUAAAAAUGUAUAG
This is a messenger RNA of Episyrphus balteatus (marmalade hoverfly), 920 nucleotides long. RefSeq lists its product as uncharacterized. Lineage: Eukaryota; Metazoa; Arthropoda; Insecta; Diptera; Syrphidae. The coding region runs from base 57 to 920 and encodes 287 amino acids. The record is from RefSeq and is a predicted model, not a curated record. The transcript is spliced from 2 exons.